AUGGCUGCUACUGCUACUGCUUGCUGUAGUGCUCUCACUGGAAAGUGUCCCUCAAGCUGUGGAUCGGCUAGUUCCGGGAACCUUGGAGGAUCCUUAAAUACUGGUUCUGCCUGUUUGAAAAAGUGUUAUGAUUACAUUAUGCAUCUCCCUAACGAAGUUAUGAGUAAUCCAAUGGGUGCUGUUAUAUUGCCCAUGAUACAGAAUCUGGAGACCACACUGAAGGCUGGUGCUGUCCCACAAGUUCCACAAUUUAGGCCUCCAGCAGCCCAGCCUCCGCAAACUGUGACCACCACAAAUCCUAAUAACAAAGCAAAAUCUGAAGAGCAACCAACCAAGGCUGAGGAGCCAAAGACAAUGGAAAAAGCAGUGCCACCUGCUGUCAAACCUACAGGUGACCCUCUUGGGAAUGCCUGGAGCAAGGUGCAGGAGGAGAUAGGCAAAGAAUUCGCCGCAAUAAUGGCAACGGGGACAUUGCGUCCAAGCAAGGCUGCGGCGCUUGCAACAAGAAGAGUUAUGCAAAGAUAUGGGAAUACGAGUGCCGCAAUGCCACAGAGUUAG
Molecule: messenger RNA, 558 nt
Organism: Corylus avellana
Lineage: Eukaryota; Viridiplantae; Streptophyta; Magnoliopsida; Fagales; Betulaceae
Source: RefSeq, a predicted model, not a curated record